AUGUCCACCCCGCCCGCGACUCUUCACCCGCCGCGGCUCGGCCCCCUCUUCGCGGGGACGCCCAGCGCCCCCGGCACGCCCGUGCACUCCAUCCAGACGAUGCGGAGGAAGGCGGCAGGCCACAGCGGCCCAUUGACGAAGAUCCUCGUCGCGAAUCGCGGGGAAAUUGCUAUCCGUGUCUUCCGUACGGCUCACGAGCUCGCGAUGCACACUGUCGCGAUUUACUCGUACGAAGAUCGGCUGUCUGCCCACAGGCAAAAGUCCGAUGAGGCGUACCAGGUCGGAAAGGGCCUUACCCCGGUCGGCGCGUACCUCGCGCAGGACGAUAUCAUCCGCAUCGCCCUUGAGCAUGGUGUUGAUAUGAUUCAUCCCGGCUAUGGCUUCCUCUCCGAGAAUGCCGAAUUCGCGCGUAAAGUUGAGCAAGCUGGUAUUGCUUUCGUCGGUCCCUCCCCGGAGGUCAUCGAUGGUCUCGGUGACAAGACGAAGGCGCGCACUCUCGCUAUGAGGUGCGGCGUCCCCGUCGUCCCGGGUACCCCUGGUCCCGUUGACAGCUACACGGACGGCGACGCGUUCAUCAAGGAGUACGGCUUCCCAGUCAUCAUCAAGGCGGCUAUGGGCGGAGGCGGCCGCGGUAUGCGUGUCGUCCGCGAGCAGUCUGACUUCAAGGAUGCCUUCAUGCGUGCUGUUUCUGAGGCAAAGUCUGCCUUCGGUGAUGGCACCGUCUUCAUCGAGCGUUUCCUUGAGCGCCCUCGCCACAUUGAGGUGCAGCUCCUCGCCGAUGCCCAGGGCAACACGAUCCACCUGUUCGAGCGUGACUGCUCUGUCCAGCGUCGUCACCAGAAGGUCGUCGAGGUUGCGCCUGCGACUCACCUUCCAGAUGAGGUCCGCCAGGCCAUCCUCUCGGAUGCUAUCAAGCUCGCGAAGAGUGUCGGCUACAGGAACGCGGGUACUGCUGAGUUCCUCGUCGACCAGAUGGGCCGCCACUACUUCAUCGAGAUCAACCCGCGUAUUCAGGUCGAGCACACCAUCACUGAGGAGAUCACUGGCAUCGACAUCGUCGCUGCACAAAUCCAGAUCGCCGCUGGCGCGACCCUUCCUCAGCUCGGUCUGACCCAGGACGCUAUUACCAAGCGCGGCUUCGCCAUCCAGUGCCGUAUCACCACCGAGGAUGCGUCGCAGAACUUCCAGCCGGACACGGGCAAGAUUGAGGUUUACCGCAGCGCGGGUGGUAACGGUGUCCGCCUCGACGCGAGCUCUGGCUUUGCUGGCGCGCAGAUCACGCCGCAUUACGACAGUCUGCUCGUCAAGUGCACGGUCAGCGGCACGACGUACGAGGUUGCACGCAGGAAGAUGUUGCGUGCGCUCGUCGAGUUCCGUAUCCGUGGUGUCAAAACCAAUAUCCCCUUCUUGUUCCGUCUGUUGACGCACGAUGUCUUCAUUGGUGGCAAGACCUGGACUACCUUCAUCGACGACACGCCCGACCUCUUCAAGCUCGUUCAGAGCCAGAACCGUGCGCAGAAGCUACUUGCCUACCUCGGCGACCUCGCCGUCAACGGCAGCUCUAUCAAGGGCCAAGUCGGUGAGCCCGGCCUCAAGGAUGACAUUGUCAUCCCGACCCUCAACAACCGCGACGACCCGUCCGCUGCGCCCCUCGACACCUCCCAGCCCUGCACAACUGGCUGGCGCAACAUCAUCAUUGAGAAGGGCCCCGAGGCGUUCGCCAAGGCCGUCCGUGAGUACCCGGGCUGCCUGAUCAUGGACACGACCUGGCGCGAUGCGCACCAGAGCCUGCUCGCCACGCGCUUGCGGACAAUCGAUAUGGUUAACAUCGCGAAGGAGACGAGCUGGGCGCUGCAGAAUGCGUACAGUCUCGAGUGCUGGGGUGGCGCGACCUUCGACGUGGCGAUGCGGUUCUUGUACGAAGACCCUUGGGAGCGGUUGCGCACGCUGAGGAAGCUCGUCCCCAACAUUCCCUUCCAGGCGCUCGUCCGUGGCGCCAACGGUGUCGGAUACACGAGCUACCCGGACAACGCCAUCUACGACUUCUCGAAGAAGGCCGUGCAGAAUGGACUCGAUAUCUUCCGUGUCUUCGACUCCUUGAACUACUUUGAGAACAUGCAACUGGGUAUCGAUGCGGCCAAGAAGGCUGGUGGUGUCUGCGAGGCCGUCGUGUGCUACUCCGGCGACGUCGCGUCGCCGAAGGAGACGAAGUACACGCUGCAGUACUAUCUCGACUUCGUGGAGAAGCUCGUGCAGGAGGGCAUUCAUGUCCUCGGUAUCAAGGACAUGGCGGGCCUGCUGAAGCCUGAGGCGGCGAAGUUGCUCAUUGGUACCCUCCGCGAGAAGUACCCCGACCUCCCCAUCCAUGUCCACUCUCACGACACUGCCGGCAUCGCUGCUGCCAGCAUGCUUGCCUGCGCCGCCGCCGGCGCGGAUGUUGUUGACGUCGCUAUCGAUAGCAUGUCUGGGCUGACCUCGCAGCCGGCGAUGGGUGCGGUUUGCAUGGCGCUCGAGCAGACCAAACUUGGGACGGGCAUUCGCUAUGACGACAUCCAGGCGCUGAACCUCUACUGGUCGCAAGUUCGCAUGCUUUACAGCUGCUUCGAGGCAAACGUGCGCGCGUCGGACUCUAGUGUGUUUGACCAUGAGAUGCCUGGUGGCCAGUACACGAACUUGAUGUUCCAAGCUGCGCAGCUUGGCCUGGGGACGCAAUGGUCGAUCAUCAAGCAGAAGUACAUUGAGGCCAAUGAGCUGUGCGGCAACAUCAUCAAGGUCACGCCGUCGUCGAAGGUCGUCGGCGACUUCGCGCAGUGGAUGACGUCGAACAACUUUUCCAAGCAGGACGUCCUGAACCGCGCUGAGGAGCUGGACUUCCCGUCCUCUGUCGUCGAGUUCUUCCAGGGCUACCUUGGCCAGCCGGUCGGCGGGUUCCCGGAGCCGCUGAGGACCAAGAUCAUUCGCAACAAGCCGCGGAUUGACGGGCGUCCGGGAGCGACCAUGAACCCGCUCGACUUCAAGAAGAUCAAGGCAGAUUUGAGGGCCAAGUUCGGCAAGCACAUCACCGAUGUGGAUGUCACGUCGUACGUGAUGUACCCGAAGGUCUUCGAAGAGUACCAGCAAUUCUUGGAGAAGUAUGGCGACCUGAGCGUCAUCCCCACGCGCUACUUCCUCAGCCGUCCGGACGUUGGGGAGGAGAUGCACAUCUCUAUUGAGAAGGGCAAGACGCUGAUUGUCCGCCUCAUGGCUGUCGGUCCCGUCGUGGAAGGCCAGGCGCAGCGUGACGUAUGGUUCGAGGUGAACGGCGAGGUUCGCGCGGUCGCUGUCGAGGACAAGAACUCCGCCGUGGAGACUGUCUCGCGCGAAAAGGCGACGAACGAGCCGGGCUCGGUUGGCGCGCCUAUGUCGGGUGUCGUGAUAGAGGUGCGGGUCAAGGAGGGCCAGGAGAUUAAGAAGGGUGACCCCGUCUGCGUCCUCAGCGCCAUGAAGAUGGAGUCCGCCGUUACGGCACCUGUAUCUGGGCAUAUCAAGCGUGUUGUGGUGCACGAAGGCGACUCCAUCAACCAGGGCGACUUGACCGUGGAGAUUGUGCACUGA
Molecule: messenger RNA, 3594 nt
Organism: Schizophyllum commune H4-8
Lineage: Eukaryota; Fungi; Basidiomycota; Agaricomycetes; Agaricales; Schizophyllaceae
Product: pyruvate carboxylase
Exons: 24
Coding region: 1-3594 (1197 amino acids)
Biological process (GO): gluconeogenesis; pyruvate metabolic process
Cellular component (GO): cytoplasm
Molecular function (GO): metal ion binding; pyruvate carboxylase activity; ATP binding
Source: RefSeq, a predicted model, not a curated record